UUCAAGUCAGAUUUCUCACAGGAACAGACACUUCACUGGAAGCAGAGCCACAUUACAGUUGGACAGUGCGGAGAGAUUUCACUUUUUUCCUUUUAAGUGGUGGCAGAAGGAAGGCUGACAUUUAUUUUUUACAUUUUUUUUCAUCUUUUUGACUGUACUGUCACUAUGUCCAGAGUUGCCAGCCUGUCAAAACUGCGGCAGGAGAGAAUGAAGGAGAUCAACCUGAGGAAUAAAGAGAGAGAGCGCAUGAGGGAACAGGAAAAGGCAGCCCGGGAGAGGGAGGCCCGUUACAACAACGGUCACCUCUUCACCUCCCUCACGGUGUCGGGAACCACGCUGUGCUCUGCAUGCAACAAGAGCAUUACGGCCAAGGAGGCUCUCUGCUGUCCCACAUGCAAUGUGACCAUCCACAACCGCUGCAGGGACACUUUGCCAAACUGUGCCAAGGUCAAACAGCGGCAGCAGAAGACAGCCCUCAUGCGGAACAACUCAUCCUUGCAGAACGUCACACUGCGCACAAGAAAUCCGGUAAUACGCGAGCGUCCAAGUUCGGCCAUCUACCCUUCCGAAAGCCUCCGACAUUCCCUUUUAGGAUCCCGCCGCGGCCGCUCCAGCCUCACGCUGUCUAAAAGCGUCUCCACCAACAACAUCGCAGGAAACCUGAAUGACGACUCUCCUCUCGGGCUACGUCGGAUACUGUCCCAGUCCACAGACUCCCUCAGCUUCAGGAACAGAGCGAUGUCGGUGGAGUCCCUCAAUGAUGAUGGAGAUCUCUACUACACCUCCAUCCUGGAGGAGAUGGAGCUUGAGGGCGAGGACUUUAAAGCAGACUCAUGGAGCAUGGCCGUGGACACUGAGUACCUUCACUCGCACAGCAAAAACAUCAUCAAGAGACAGGAUGUCAUUUAUGAGUUGAUCCAGACCGAGGUGCACCACAUGCGGACUCUACGCAUCAUGGAGCGUGUGUUCCGGCAGGGUCUGCUGGAGGAGCUGCAGCUGGACCCUAGCACCGUGCACGCCUUGCUGCCAUGCCUGGACCAGCUGAUCAGUAUACACUCGCACUUCCUGGUGCAACUUCUGCUGCGGCGCCACAGCAGCCUGCAGCCCGAGUCCAACUGCAACUUCACCAUACACCGCCUUGGGGACAUACUUCUGGAGCAGUUCUCAGGCCAGAGCGCGGACGACAUGCGGAAAACCUAUGCGGAGUUCUGCAGUCGCCACUUGAAGGCGCUGAAGUUGUACAAGUCGCUGCUGGCCAGAGACAAGAGGUUCCAGUGCUUCAUUCGGCGUGUGAGUCGAGGACCGUGGCUGCGUUGCCAUGGCGUCCAAGAAUGCAUCUUGCUGGUGACUCAGCGCAUCUCCAAAUAUCCCGUCCUUAUUCAGCGUAUUUUAGACAACACUGUUGACGAUGAGGAAGAAGCGUUGUCGAUAGCGCAUGCUCUAUCCAUGGUCAGAGAUCUUCUCAAUUCAAUCGAUCAACAGAUGGAGGAAAUGGAGAAAUCGCAGCGGAUGCAGGAGAUUCAUGCCAAGCUGGACCAACGAGCCGAGGCCAGAGUGAGGGACGGCGGACUGUUCAGGCCCGCCGAGCUGCUCCGCCGUAGACUUGUCCAUGAAGGAAUGCUGUUCUGGAAAACUCCAGGAUCCAGACUCAAAGACGUGCAGGUUCUACUGAUGACAGACAUCCUAGUGUUUCUGCAGGAGAAAGACCAGAGGUACAUCUUUCCAUGCCUGGACAAGCCUCCUGUGCUGUCCCUGCAGAACCUCAUCGUGAGAGACAUAGCCAAUCAGGAGCGAGGCAUGUUCCUCAUCAGCGACUCCUCCCCACCGGAAAUGUAUGAGGUCCACGCUACCUCCAAAGACGACAAGAAUGUGUGGAUACGGCAUAUCCAGCGUACCGUCAGCAAGUGUCCAUCACGGGAGGAGUUCCCCCUUAUAGAGACAGAGCACAAGGCCCAUCUGAGGAGACUGAAAGCUGACCUCCAUCAGAAGGACAGGGAGAUGUUGGAGCUUCUGCAGGAGAGGGUGACUCUUUUCUGCGAGCUGGCCCAGGUGACAAGUUGUCAGGAGGACCUAGAGCCCCCCAUCACGCGGUACUUGUUCAGGGCGGACACACCGCAAGCCCCUCGGGCGGAGAAGUUCCUUCUGGAUGCCACGGCUGAAGUGGACCGACUAAGCGAGCUUCUUCUGGGUUCUAGCGUGGAUGUCCCUCUGCUGUGCCAUCAUAACCACCUGGAAAUGACCGAAACCAGUGAUCAUGAUCUUUUCAUCAAUGGAGCACAUGAAUUCCCUGCAGCAAAGGCGAUCUGUCAGAGGUUGAUGAAUCUCAGUGUGUAUCUUCAUGCACUCCAGGCUGCCGUCAUCAAACAAGACUCCAUCCUGGAGCUGCUUCUGCAACAGGAGGAUGCAGCGUCGCCAGCUUCGGCGGGCGCGUGGCGCCAAAACCGCGAGGCCGGCACGGGGUCGACCAUCGGGGAGCUGGCCCUGCUGCAGAGACAACACAGCCUGCUACAGGAGGAGCUGCUGAGGCUGCGUGACGCAGAGAGCCGCUUCAAGGACAGCGAGAGAGCCCGGGCCAAGCUGGAGAAGCAGGUCCGACACAUGAAGGUGUGCAGCGGGGCUUCCUUGCAGGAACAGGGGGACACGGCCACGCAGCCUAGAAGAGAAGACUCUAGUGGUUCCCAGUGGGGCAACCAGGAAGCUGUCCACCAAACAAACACGACUCAGGGAGGAAGCGAUGUGGAGGUGGACAUGACGUCUGAUGAUGAUGAUGAUGAAGAGGAGGAGGCAUCUGAAAGCUCCCGAGGUCAGACACUGGACAUUUCAUUAGAUUUCCAAGACAUUCCAGAGGAGAACUGAUCUUCCGCACACUUCGCAAACAGGUUCAACUAAAAAACAGCCAUUAUUAUGCCAGAAUAUAUGAUGUUUAUUUAUUAAUAUUAUUAUUGUUUUUAGCUGCUUAACCGCUUUCUGGCUUUAAGGCUGGUGAUUGUGUUGUGUCGUUUGCAUGAUUUACUUCCACUGGACCAAAGGCUUAAAAGGGAACACGCAAAUCACACUACUAGGGCUGUACGUAUAAUCAACAACACCUUUCAUUAGGGGUGUCACGAGACACUCGCUUCACGAGACGAGCCGAUGUACGAUGUACAGGACGAGAUUUUAACAUUAUUUGAAAGAAAAGUACAAUGAAAAAAAUCUGACAAUAUAUUGCAAUCUAAUUGCUCCUCAUGAGUCUACACUCUUUACACUCUGUGUGUAUGCUAGCGGCCCCGCCUCCACCCACCGAGACAAAGAGACUUUAUUACUGACAAAACAGCUCACUCUGUUCAUGCCGUUGUUCUGUGGAACAAACGCACCAAGGUGCUGAAACCAACGCACAGAGUGAACUCUCUCCCUGCCUGUUUGGAGGCGAGAAACGAGAGAAGCAGACACGCAUGCACAUGGCAAUAUAUAUAUAUAUAUAUAUAUAUUGAGUUCAUUUUCUUUUAUUGUGUGAGAAAUUAAUUACCGGUCAUUUAUUAUCAUCUCAGGACUAGUGCUAUUUUUUUUCUGAACAAAAAAUCUUGUCAUGGUUGUCUUGUGACACCCCUACUUUUCAUGCUAAACAAAUUGCAUUCAUUUAAAAAAUAUUUAGCACUGCACCAAAAAGCCACAUCAGGAAGCAAAAAAAAAAAAAAAUGAUUAGAGCACCCUUGUUUCUUCAGUGUAUUGAUCCAUUUGAAUGCCUGGUACAACUAAAGGUACAUUUGGACAAAUAUAAUCAUGAUAACAAAUGCAGCUCAUAAGAGUUGAAUUUAAGAGCCGAUAUCUAGCAACUUCCAUGGUUUUCUUGAUAAUAACCAAUGGUAAUGGUUUAAUUUUAUGUGAGCAUGCAUACAAGUUCCAAUGGACUACAUCACAUCAUUCAAUUCGCAGUUCCACAUGUUCAAAAGGAGUAGGAAGAAGCAAAGCUUAUUUAUUCCUACCCACCAUCCGAUCCACAUCUAUUGCAGUACACUUGUUCACUUCCUGUAUUCCAUGUGAUUUUUUUAAUCAGGAUGAUGUAAUUAUUAAGAAUUUUUUCAUAAUAAAUAGAAAUUAUAUAUAAUAAUCGGUGUAAUAAUAAAUGAAUAAUAAUGAAUUGAGACAAACACAGCAAACAAGUUCAAGACUCUUCUUCCCUGUAUUCUGCAAACAUCAACUGCUUGUAGUGUUUCUUGAAUUUGUUGCAUUGUUUGAGUUCCUUACUCAAUCUGAGUUUACAUACUGAAAUGCUGUGGGUUUUUAGCGUUGUUCUCGCAUAUAAGUGUUUCAAGUUUAGUUUUUAGAUCAUAUUUUGGAGAAAUAUCUUAAUCACUUAAUUUCUUACAUAAAUAGCUAUAGCAUUGUACUGCCAAAAAAUAAACUAUGAUGAGCUAUUUUUGUUGUCAUUGUUAUAUUUGUCCAAACAAAGGUACCUUUACUUGUAUCAGGCAUUAAAAUGAACAAGAAACAGAAGAAACAGGGUUGGGCUAAUCAUUGUUUCAUGUAUUUAAAAGGGCAAUAUUGGUGAAUUGGAAUUAUAGUAGUGUUGUGUCAUAACAUUUACAGUAACUCAGUAGAAUGAAUACAAAGUACAGUGAUGUCAUUUUUAUCAAUCAUAAUCUCAUUUCUAUGAAGCGGCAUUGCAGCUACACGCUCCUAAACACACACUAUAGUGUUGCACUUUCUCGCAAUAAACAACAGGUCUGGCUAAUACAUCAAUAACUCUCAACUAGUCAAUCAGAAGUGUGUUUUUUUGGUUGUGUUGCAUGUUUAUAAACAGGUUUCACCUUCAUUUCAGUGCAAUAGACACCAUUUUUUGAGCUUCGUUGUGCAUUCAUCUCGUUUCAAAACACUUGACAAUCUUAUUAAUCAAAGACUUUUCUGGUAUGAAUGUAUUUUAUGCUCUUGCUGUUACUAGCAUUUGUUAAAAGUGGCCAGGUAAAGUUGAUGAAUGCACAGCCUGAUGUAAGAAGACUGUACUGAAUUGUUUAUUAUAACCAGAAAGAUUAUGCUUACUUUUUGUCAUAUGGAUUGUAUACACAGAAAUAAAAUGUCACACAAAA
Molecule: messenger RNA, 5063 nt
Organism: Dunckerocampus dactyliophorus (ringed pipefish)
Lineage: Eukaryota; Metazoa; Chordata; Actinopteri; Syngnathiformes; Syngnathidae
Gene: arhgef2a
Product: Rho guanine nucleotide exchange factor (GEF) 1a
Exons: 22
Coding region: 166-2856 (896 amino acids)
Biological process (GO): cell morphogenesis; positive regulation of neuron differentiation; actin filament organization
Cellular component (GO): cytoskeleton; ruffle membrane
Molecular function (GO): guanyl-nucleotide exchange factor activity; microtubule binding
Source: RefSeq, a predicted model, not a curated record